CACCAUGCAGGCUAUGCUGUGACGUAGUCAUAAAUUGUGCGGAAGUGUGGGCGGAGCAAAGCAGACUAUAUGGCAAAAUGGCGGCGAGCAUGAAGAACGUGGAAGAAAUUCGGAAUCGAGUAAUACUGGGGGAAUUUGGUGUGAAGAAUGUUCAUACAUCAGAUUUCCCUGGAAACUACCCCGGCUAUGAUGACGCGUGGGAUAUGCAGAAAUUUCAAAAGAAUUUCCGAAUUGACAUAGUGCAUCUGGAUGAGAACAGUAUGGAGUUUGACAUGGUGGGGAUAGAUGCAGCCAUCGCCAACGCCGUCAGAAGAAUCUUACUAGCAGAGGUGCCUACCAUGGCUAUAGAGAAGGUCUUUAUCUAUAACAACACGUCCAUCGUCCAGGAUGAAGUCCUGGCCCACAGAUUGGGCCUCAUCCCCAUAAAAGCUGACCCUCGCCUGUUUGAGUACAGGAACACUGGUGAAGAGUCUGCAGAGGAAGAAGGUUCAGAAAUAGACACGAUUCAACUGCAGCUGAAGAUUAAAUGCAGCAGGAACCCCAGAGCCAGCAAAGACUCCUCUGACCCACAAGAGCUGUAUCUGAACCACAUGGUUUAUUCCAGGGACAUAAAGUGGGUCCCCAUUGGGAACCAGGCAGACGUGUUUGCAGACUCCAUCAUCGGACCAGUACACGACGACAUCCUGAUAGCUCAGCUACGGCCAGGACAGGAGCUGGACAUUAUCAUGCACUGUGUCAAAGGAAUUGGUAAGGACCAUGCUAAGUUCUCUCCAGUGGCCACGGCCAGCUACCGCCUCCUCCCAGAGAUCACCCUGCUGGAGCCGGUGGAGGGAGAGAAGGCGGAGCGCUUAAAACGCUGCUUCUCACGAGGAGUUAUUGACCUGGAAGAUGUUAACGGGGAAAAGGUUGCAAAAGUAGUCAACAGUCGCCUGGACACAUGCAGCAGGGAAGUCCUCCGACACGAUGACCUGAAGAAUGUGGUCAAACUGGGACGGCUGCGAGACCAUUUCAUCUUUACUGUGGAGUCGACUGGCAUCCUGCCUCCAGAUGUCCUGGUCACAGAGGCCAUCAAAGUCCUCAUGGCCAAGUGUCAGAGGUUUCUCGGUGAACUGGACUCUACUGACAUGGAGUGACAUACUGACUGAGCACGCACAGAGCCACCGCCGAGGAUCUGACGUUGAAAUAUGCCCCAGCCUAUCCGGACUUCAGGUGUUAAUAUGGAUCUGUUGAAACUUGGCUGUAGUGAUAAAACCUAUAAGGAAUUUUCAAAAAGCAGGUUUCGUUAUGGUUGGUAGACUUGCUUGUAAGUAUGUAUAUACUGCUGUCUCUAGUAUUUUGUAAACCGUUCUUGAGCUCAGUUUUCCUUAAAUAAAUAUGCUGAAGUUCAUAAAAACAUCUCCAACAAUG
Messenger RNA from Siniperca chuatsi (mandarin fish), 1407 nucleotides. It is a transcript of the gene polr1c, whose product is annotated as RNA polymerase I and III subunit C. Gene Ontology annotation, molecular function: DNA binding; protein dimerization activity. The transcript is spliced from 9 exons. Lineage: Eukaryota; Metazoa; Chordata; Actinopteri; Centrarchiformes; Sinipercidae. Gene Ontology annotation, cellular component: RNA polymerase I complex; RNA polymerase III complex. The record is from RefSeq and is a predicted model, not a curated record. The coding region runs from base 78 to 1133 and encodes 351 amino acids. Gene Ontology annotation, biological process: DNA-templated transcription.